Molecule: messenger RNA, 1071 nt
Organism: Leptopilina heterotoma
Lineage: Eukaryota; Metazoa; Arthropoda; Insecta; Hymenoptera; Figitidae
Product: protein ALP1-like
Exons: 4
Coding region: 1-1071 (356 amino acids)
Source: RefSeq, a predicted model, not a curated record
AUGGAUUUAAUACCUGCGGUUCAAGUUUCGUUGUCUUGGUUGCGAAUGGUGAAUUUGUAUUUGGAGCAUAAAUACAAAGAAGAGCAUUGGCGAAGAUAUUGGGUGAAACCGCAUUUGUAUCCAAGUAUAAGAAAUAUGUAUGGUGCUUUUGCGGUUACCUUUGAAUACAUGAAACGGUCAAAUCAUGAGGAUUUUUAUGACAUUUACCGAAUGAAGGAAUGCCAAUUUGACGAAUUACACGAAAUGUUGAGGUUGAAUCUAGAAAAAUCAUAUGUAGUUAGAGAACCUUUGUCAUCGGAGCUAAGACUUGCAGUUAUGUUACAUUAUCUGGCACAGGGAGAUAGCGUGAAAACAUUAUCCAGGUACUAUUUAAUUGGAAAAUCGACCAUGUACGAAAUUAUUGCUCAAGUCAGUAAAGCGAUUUGGGAUAUUUUGUCAAAAAUUUAUUUAAAAAAUAAAACACCUGUAGAAUGGCAAGCAGUUGCUGAUGAAUAUGAGAAAAAAUGGAAGUUUCCGAACUGCAUAGGAGCCAUUGAUGGGAAACACAUUCGAAUUAUAAAACCGCCACAUUCUGGCAGUACUUUUUUUAAUUAUAAAAAAUAUUUUAGCUUCGUCCUGAUGGCAUUGUGUGAUGCCGAUUACAAAUUUACCUGGAUCGACGUUGGAGAUUAUGGAUCCCUGUCUGAUUCGAGUGUAUUUGAUGCAACUGGUUUUGCUCAGGAAUUAACCAGUGGUCGCUAUCUUCUUCCUAAAGCAAGAUGCCUUCCAGGAACCAAUUCAGUUCUUCCAUAUUUUAUAAUAGGUGAUGCUGGAUUCGGUUUGAAAACAUUUUUGAUGCGCCCUUACAGUCAAAAAUUUGUAAAGAAUUACAGAGAAGAAAAUUUCAAUUUUCGUUUAUCAAGUGCACGUAUUCCAAUCGAAAUUUCCUUUGGAAUAUUGGUGAGCCGAUUUCGAGUAUUACUUGGAAUGCUAACUUUAAAAUUAAGCACAUCAAUCAAUAUAGUUAAGUGCUUGGUAUGUCUUCACAAUUUCCUCAUGACAAAGGAUGGUUCAGAAGAGGCUUAUCCGUAA